This is a messenger RNA of Hyalella azteca, 7678 nucleotides long. RefSeq lists its product as uncharacterized. The record is from RefSeq and is a predicted model, not a curated record. Lineage: Eukaryota; Metazoa; Arthropoda; Malacostraca; Amphipoda; Hyalellidae. The transcript is spliced from 23 exons. The coding region runs from base 1 to 6072 and encodes 2023 amino acids. Gene Ontology annotation, molecular function: protein binding.
AUGACACAGCUGAAGCUGCAGAGCAUCACUGAUUCUGAGGUCGGCUUCCUGAAGGAGUUCGCUCAAGUGAUGACCGAUGUUGCCGAGUCCUUGGUUAAGAUCCGGGGCUUUGUCCUAUCAGGCCUAUCUCGGGAGCCUACUGUCAACUGUAGCAGUUACCAUCAUGAAGUAGAUGGGGGCCAAGUCCAACGGCCUCCUGUACCGCAGUCCUCUGAUAGACGCAAUGCUGGCAGCAAUGACGAGGAUGGGAAAGAUGACUUCAUCAGCAGGAUCAACCAGCCCCCAGGAGUGCAGCAGGAGAUACAGGUAACGCUUGUGAAGUGGAAUGAGCCAUACCAGAAGCUGGCGACAUGUGACUCAUCAGGCAUAAUCUUCGUGUGGAUCAAACACGAGAGCCGCUGGAGCAUCGAACUCAUCAACGACCGCAACACUCCAGUGACUCACUUCUCGUGGAGCCACGAUGGCCGCAUGGCGCUCAUCUGCUACCAGGACGGCUUCGUGCUGGUUGGGAGCGUGGCAGGCCAGAGGUACUGGUCCAUGAUGCUCAACAUCCAGGCCGUCAUCAGUGCUGGUGUCUACGCGCCUGAUGAUCAGCAGGUUUACUUUGGUACGAGCUCAGGGCAGCUGCUAGUUAUGGACGUUCACGGGACGAUGGUAGCACAAGUGACGCUACUCGAAGACACAGCCAUCACAUCACUGGCUUGGUCGUGUCAAAAGUUCAAGAUGGAAGAAACAGAGGAAAGCAGGAGCAGCAGUGGCAGUGGAGGUGACAACGCAAGCGACAACUCCAACUCUUCCACAAGUAAUGGUGGAGAUGGUGCUGGUGGUGCUGGUGGUUCCUCUAGAUCUCAUAACGGCGCUGGUGGUAGUGGCAACGUUACUGCUUCUGGUGGCUCGUCCAUACACCAUUCCGUGGACAGUGCUGGGGAUAAUGGUAACAACGAUGGAGAUGAUACUACCGGAAGAAAUGAAAGUUCCACUAGAUCUCACAAUAACGUCACUAGAAGUAGUGGUAGUGGUGAUAGUGAAGGGCGGGAAGCUGCCAUUAAUUCAACUGCAACCUCGGCUUCCUGCUCUGUCGAUGAAGCUUCUUCUCAAACUCUUGGCGCUGAACGGCAAAGCGACGACCAACGAAGAGCUGAUAAUUUUAAGCCAGAUUCAUCAGCAGGUCCUUCAAACAGAACCACCGAGAAUGCCUCGGUUGGCGAGGGUUCAAGCAAAACCACAUCUCAUGCUUCCACCUGUCAGAGUCCUAGAACCACGAACCACCUGCUGAGACCACCAGCUGAGAACACUAGUAGUAACAGAAGUAGUCUUAGGGCGCCAACCAGCUCUAGUUCCCGAGUACCAGGUACCAGUGAGAACGAGAGAACAGCUAGUAGCAACAAGAGUGGUUCCACUUCAGCAUCUGGUGCCAAAGGCGAAGAUAGACAGCACCUUUUGGCAGUUGUUUUCUCUACUGGGAGAAUAUAUCUCAUCAAAAGUCAUGACGAUGUGACUCCUAUUGUCAUCGAUACUGGCCUUGCAGGCGUGCAUGCCGAGUGGUCGAAUUCGGCCGAGCUGCUUGCCACCGCCGGCCAUUGGCAGGGCGACAGGCCGAGUGGCUCGUCAACUUCCAUGGGGUCAUCUUCGUCUGCAGGUUCAUCAUCCUCGUCGUCGUCUAGUGCCAACAACUCGCGCUUGUUUGUCGCUGCAGGACCUCAGCUUUACAUCAGCAGAGUCUCGCGCAGAGUUGCAUCGCUACAGCUUCUAUGCAGACUGUCGGUGAAGGAAAGAGUUCGCAGCGAGCCGCAGCUUCCUUUGCUGCCGCUGCCACGACGUCUUCAAGCGCAGCUCAGUCCCCUCUACAGCCACACAAUCAGGCCACGACGUCUCCAAGCGCAGCUCAGUCCCCUCUACAGCCACACAAUCAGGGGUUACGUGCCAGAUCCACUCCAGCUUCGUGACUUCGUCUGUCGACCUCCGUCCUCCUGCCAUCGUCUGCACUGUACUAUGAUACGCCACGACGAGGAUCUCAUUCCCACACCAGGGACGUGUUACACUCUGUACCUGGAGUACCUUGGUGGCUUGGUGCCACUACUCAAGGGCAAGAGAACGUCCAAAAUAAGGCCUGAGUUCGUCAUAUUCGAUCCUCAGAGUGAAGAGCCGAGCCCGCGGCCGUCCACAGGCUCCCACGCUAUGUCUGGUGGAGUCGGAGGAGGCUCGGCCGCCGGUGGGGCGGCGCUGGGGCGACCGCUGAGCGACUCCUCCGACACUGAGCACGAGGACAUGUGCGCCUCGCCGCGUCUGCAGCGCCGGAGGAAACUUAGGAGAAGAAUGCGAGAGCGGCUGGAGAGCGAAGCCGACGACCUGGUAUAUCUUGACACCCUGCCUGAGCACAAUAGACUUGUUGAAGUCACAUCAAACAUCUGGGGCACAAAGUUCAAGCUUCACGGAGUUGCGUCGUCACUCCCUCCCAACCUGUUUGUUGUUAACAUUGACUCCGACCCUUCCUUCAAUCCAAAUGUCUUCUCGGAAGAUGAAGAAGAUAUUGAUCGCGAAAAUCCGGAAGGGUCAGCGUCCCUACCUUCCGAUGUUCCUCCUAUCGCACCUAUGACUCCCCGUCGCACGCCUUCUUCUUACUCCAGACACGAUAUGAUUACUCCGUCCCCUUCGCCUUGGGAUGCAACCUCCACCGAGGAGGCGUCCGGUAACACAGCAGCUGCUAAUAAAGCAGCAGAAGAUUAUACAGUGAAUAACCCGCGUGGAAGUCAUCUUGAGGAGCCAGUCCCUCAAGAUGACGACGAUAUUUACGUAGAACUUUCAGCGCCUGAAAUCCAGCAUGUAAGAGAAGCGCUGUGUCAAGAAGCUAAAAGUAGUGCAAAUCUCACUUCGUCUGAUGGAAGUCAUGUUCGUUCGCAACACCUCGGUCACGUGCCACUGAACACGAUGCAUUCCGUAUCCUCUGUUAGCUGUGAUCAGAGUCCUCCCACGAGUCUUCCGCCGACUCCAUCCAGAUCUCCAUCUCGAUUUUUCGAUUUUGAUAGAAAAAAAUUCUCCACUAGUAGACCUCUCGAUGUCGAGUCUGCCUUAGCAACGACCAGCAAAUUUUUUAGAUGGGAUUCCAAAGAAGGUAGAAAAAAGACGACCACCGAAGCUCUGCUUCGUCAACUCAAUACCCUCACGGUGGCCGCUCCCACUUCUCCGCGUCUACAUGGCUCAUCAGGGCUUCCACAUCCCCAGUCCUCGCUCCAUGUAGGCCCAAGUUCUAGCUCUGCAGUGCAACCUAAUGAAGUUGCCAACAAACUGGGUCCACAUCAAGCACUUACAUCAGCAGACAGCAGGCUAGAAGUGAUCCGUUUUAUCGACGAAGAAAGUGGAGAGUCGGACUCCCGAUCCUUCUCUCCCUCUCCCGCACGCACGACACCAAAAACCCCUUCCUGCGGCUCGACGUUUUCUUCUGGCGGCGGUACGCUUGCAUCGACCAUCGCCACUUCGCUGGCUAACACCUUCAACGGCGUCUCGACCUCUCCUCGCCGGCGCGCUCGCAGCAAGAGCGUCGGGCAGCUACAGGCCUUUGAGGUCAUCAUGGCUGCCUCUUCUAGUCUCUCCGCUUGCGCUCCAAAGUCAAACACUGCAACUGUUGCUGAAGUUUCACAGGGGCCGUUCCAUCAAGUGCAAUUAGCGCAACAUGUCCACAGCUUACAGCAGCUGACAACCGUGGAUGCCUUCCUUGCUUUUCGACGAACCAUGUCGCUCAAAGACGGAAAGAAGGGCCGUGCUUUGAACGGCAUUACGUGGCCGAAGUUACAGCAUUACGGUAAAAGCCGCAGUCUCGAUUCUUCUCUACUUCUGCUCACAAAACGGAACCUUCUGCUCAAUACAAUAAAUACCCUCAAUGCAAAUCAGCAACAGAAAAAUGCUACCAUAAACGACGACGAUAGCAAGCUUAUCAUCACCAGCAACAACAACGCUCAUCAUCACGACAGCAGCGUAACCACCAGCACAUCACCCUCCGAGAGCGCUUCCUCUACUUCAGUGGGUUUGGCAACUCGAAGCCCGCAAGCUCAGUGUUUUCGUUCUGAACACAACCCAUCAAAACAGUACCCCUGCAACAACAUUAAAAUUUUACCAAAAUCACAUCUUAGGCACCAAAGUCCUUCUCGUUCUCCUCUGUGUGACGACCGUAGUAGCGUUCUGAAAUUUAAACCUAAUAGUCAAAAUAGCCAACUUCCAUCGUCACCAAAUAGUACUUCCUCUCUUUUGAGAAGACUUCCGGCUGGCGUGAUUGGUCAUCGAAGAUUUAGUAGCCAAUCAAAUUUUGUACCCGAUUCACUUCGGAAACCUAAUUUCUGUCAUCAACGUCAGCACAGUUUAGGAAACGCAUGUGUCGCACAGACUGUAAAAAUGUCGUCGGAAACGAAUGAGCUAGCAAGACCUGCCCAUCCAUCAUGUGCAGCCCUUAAUUCAUGUUCAAAUUAUGACUCGUUGGAAAAUCUGAACAGUUUGUCAGACCCUCAGUCCUGUGAUCAUCCUAAAUACAACAAUAACAAGAUAUUAGGGAACCGUAUCGAUUCGUUUAGUAAUAUUACGAGCACAUGUGAUGUCAUUGGAAGCGAUUGCACCACGAAAACUUUUGAUGGUAAUUCUAACACCAGAGUUGAAAUUAAUCACCCACACUCUCCCUCCCUGCACCCCCAGCACUCUCAUCACCAUCACAAAGUUUACCAAAAUCAUUACCAGCACUAUUACCACAAUUCUUCGUUGCGUGUGGAGACUCUUGAGCGGCAGCAAGCGAAGGGACUUAAGGAGAGCGCGUUAACCGAAAGGUUGGCCAUCCUGCAGCGUCAAUGCUCAUCUCCUUCACGUCAACCUACCGCGUCUCCAACUCGAAGUCCACCAACGCCUUCUCGCCUCCCGCCAACUCCAUCACGGGUACCGCCACUUCCUCCUCCACGUACCCAGCCAACUCAAGCACGUGGUCCUCCAACUCCUACGCGAACACCUCCUACUCCUACUCAUGGGCCUCACACAUCUCCUGCCCACCAGUCUCCAAACCUCACGAUGCGUCCUCCGUACCCUCAACCUCCUCCAACACCACGACACACGCCAUGCUCUACUCCUGAGAGCCAAAGACGCGCUCUGAAGUACAGUCAGCACCCCCCACAGUCGCCUAGAAGACACGUUUACGCUCAAUUGCACACCUCGUCUCAUAAUAACCGAGCUCAGUAUCCGGGAUCACCACCAUCUUCUUCCUCAUCUUUAGUCCGUUAUCAUAACAAUAGUCAAAAUUCCCACUGCCAAUGUACCUCAACUUACGGCGACUCGUCCAGUAGAAAUGACUGUUGCAGUAGUCACAUGAGGGAGAACAGUUGCCGCGAAGUCGGGUAUUGUGUAUGUAAUGACAACGAUGGUGUGGGAGGUGAUCAUGGUGCUGGUGAAGACCAAGGAACUUCCGUAGAUGUCUCCUUAUGUCAUGGAUCAAAGAGUAUUCCCAACACUCCUGCCAGGUCCCGCAAGCAACGCCGACAUCAAUCCUCUUCUCCGAUCAGGAAGCACAUCCUGAGCUCGCCCUUGUUAUCGCGGCGGCGUCAGCGACGUGGAGCUGUUGAGAGUUCAGACGAAGAGUUGCUGCACUGCUCCAGUGACGCUGAGAUCUUGUGCUCCUCUUCAAACUACCGUGACCUCGAGACCUUCCAAAAGACUCAGCUCAGAAAUAAGUUGCGGCGGUCGCGCGGACGCAGUGACGGUCUAGGGACAGGGAGCUGGGGAGGCGGGGUGUCAUUUGGAUGUCCAAAUGACGUCACAAUAAAUGCUCCUCCACCUCCCCCACCAAUCCCCCGACACAAACAGUUCAUGAUGCACAACAAAGCUCCAUUUUGGAACGACAACUCGCAGGUCUAUCAAUUGGACUUUGGUGGAAGAGUAACGCAAGAAUCAGCAAAGAAUUUUCAGAUUGAAUUCAAUAAUUCUGCUGUUAUGCAAUUCGGGCGCAUAGACGGGAAUGCCUACACUUUAGACUUCCAGUAUCCCUUCAGCGCCGUGCAGGCCUUCGCCGUGGCUCUGGCCAACGUCACGCAGCGACUCAAGUGAUACAAACUGCAUCCUGAAAACACGGACACGUAUAGCCACAACGUCGUCAUCCUAGAGUUUUGGUAACAAUCGACGAAGAGCUCCGUUUUCUUUGUUAUCACGGCCUCCGUUUUCUGUGUGCGCUUGUAAGGCUAACUACUGUGUAACACUUCUUCCUCUCUGUGUACGUAAUUCCGCUGCUAUCGAUGUUCUUACCUACUAUAAUAACAGCUUCAUCAGAGAUUGAGAUCCAGCAUAUAUGGUUUUGGCUUCAUCUAUAAUUACGAUUCAAAGUAAUUAUCCUGGCUUGCAGUUUUCUAAUAUUAGGUUUUCGCAAUAUCGGCUAAGAUAGUAAAACAAAUAAUGUAAUAGUAAAACUACCUGUAAGAAAGAGGCUCAGCUCAGCCUCAGCUGCCCGGUGACGUACGGAAUGGUGUGCGAGAGGACACGAAGAAAAAAUUAUGAAUUAUUCAUUAAACAUCAAAUCUGUUCAAAUUUUGAUCAUAAUGUGGAACUGUUGACGAUAAAUCCUAUACGUUUCCAUCAUAUUAGGUUCUUUACCGUGCUCAAGAAGACGUCGGAUUUUACUGUAUAAAGGCACGAUUCAUCAUCCAUGGGGUUUUACGAUAUUUUUUAAAUACUUCACGGUAAUAUGUGGCUAGCUGACUUGUAUUGGCCAAUGCAAAAAAAAUGUCUAAUGACAAACAAUCAUAUUCGAACUGUUAUACAAUUGAAAUUUUCAUUUAUUGGACAAUUUCCUAAUGUGUUUACAAUUGUUGACACCAAUUCACUAAUUCGUUUCAUACUAAUCAACUGGCCUGCAAAGUCUACUUUCGCCCACUAUACAGAUAAACCGUUCAUUGAUCAUUUCCAAUGUAUGCAAUCGUCAUUUCGAUGCGAUCGAUAGCUGAUCGUUCAUUAUUUUCAGAGCCUGAAGAGAAAGUACGAUGUAGUCAUAAUGAACAUAUCAUCAUCAUCAAUGAACAAGUGAAUUAAAAGUGACAUGUUGACCUACGAACGAUAUUGGAACUCCAACUCCUAGUGUACAUUUUUUUUGUCUAGCGCUCUUUCGUGUACAGUUAUCGGUGAGUUGCGAACUCCGCCCUAUUUUUGUGAUUUGUGUGUCUUAUGGUAUUUUGGGGAUUGUAUAUGUAUCAUUGCCAAUAAUAUUUAAGAUUAUUUGCCAAGCCCACCUUAUCCGUGUUCUAAAUUAGAAAGGGCAAGCAAGUUAAACAAACAAGUCUAAGUAAUCCUGCACAGUUCGGGAUCUUUCCGAAGUGCUCGAAAACUAAAUUACAUAUUUCAUCAUCCAUUAAAAUUAUGCUGUAUAAGUCAAUUCCAAUCCCAACAAUGAAUGAAAACUUUCCAUUAUUUCAACCGAAAUUAGGUGAAAUACCGUAUGAAAUCUACAGUCGGUUUACUGAUACAACAUGACGUAACUAACGCCGAGAAUUAUAGAAUUAUUUUUGCGAUGCUCAUAUUACGUCAUUUCUUUCUUAUAGUAACUUGCUACAAAUUCAAUACUAGUGCUUUUGAUUUAGAUCAACUUAAAGAUUUCUGUCGCAGCUAUAUGCAUAUAUUUAGCGCAUUUUCUCAUUUAUGGAAAAAAGGCGCUUUUGUGCUCGCC